Macrobrachium nipponense is the source of this 8232-nucleotide messenger RNA. Its product is annotated as rootletin-like. NCBI's taxonomy places the organism in Eukaryota, Metazoa, Arthropoda, Malacostraca, Decapoda, Palaemonidae. The record is from RefSeq and is a predicted model, not a curated record. The coding region runs from base 188 to 6610 and encodes 2140 amino acids. The transcript has 40 exons.
AAUGUAAAAUACGUGUCUGAUGCAUGAAAUAAUUAGUAAUUAGUAUAAUGUGAAAGUUUACACAAGUUUUUCAUAAACAUUUCACAAAUAACGGAACUCGUGAGUCACGACGAUCGACAUAUUUGUGUAGAAAACGUUAGUGUUAUAAUGUUAGUGGCGGCAAGACAGACAUGAAGAAUUACUUGGAAUGCCUCUGGACGAGCUUUACGACGUCUCCAUGCGUCUGAGUGGUAGCUUGGGCCGCCAUGACAGUGACUUGGAGUUGCUGGUUCGGGAGGGCGAGGCAGUCUCGACCAGACUUCGCAACCUAUUAACCCACAACCUCUCGUCUCCGAGAUCAGCUGCUGGAGGAGCAGGAGGAGUAUCCGCCUCGUCCCGGCACAGGAGGGCAGCUUCCACCGAAUCGCCAAGACACCAUUCCCUCGAACGCCGCGCCGAGGGCCUGACGGACGGGUCAUCGCGCCUGAGUCGGGCUGACCUCGCUUUCGAUGACUCGACCUCCCCGAGGCAUGAUCGAGGUUACCCUUCUUCACUGCCGCCUCGCACAAGGUCACUCACCGACGUCAGGAGACCACCAGCAACAACCAGUACUCCCAUAAAACCGGAUUUAACGCCACCUGGUGGCGGGAGCCGAAUUCGGAGGGACCUCUUCCCUUCGUCUGCUGGGACCGCCACCACCACCACUACGCCCCUCUCCGUCGGCCACCUCGCCACCUCUCUGACUGACACGAUGGACGAUCCAGAGAUGUUUCGUUUGGAGGAGGAGACUCGUUAUUUGCAGUCGGAGGUGGGCCGCCUGGAAGAAAUGCUCGCUACCUCACGAGCUGAACGUGACAGAGUAUCAGUCCAGUAUAAUGUUCUGACCGACCAUGUUGCGGAUGAGUGGCAAGAAUACCAGAAGAGAUUAGAGUAUUUUCAUGACGUGCAUAGGAAGCAGACAUCUUUGAUAGACCGGUUAGCAAACAAGGUACGAGAGUACCGAAGCAGAAACCGGGAACUUGAAAGCAGAAGUACUGAAGCCCUACGAUACAGAGACAGCAAUGAUAGGGAAAUUGAGACUCUCAAUCUUGCUCUUACCACGGCAGAAGAAAAGUUGAGGGCUUCAGAAGCUCAGCAUACUUUUGACCUUGAAACAGCAUUGGUCAAACUAGAGGAUGAACAGCACAGGUGUGAAAGUUUCAGCACACAAGUUUCCAAUUUACAACAACAGUUGGCAAAAGUCGAAGGUACUCUGUCACAAGUGACUGAGGAGCGAGACAAGGCUCAACAAGCUCUCAAGCGCUUAGCCGACGAAGUUAAGGCUAAGGAGGAGCAAUGGGUCAACGAAUCUCAGCAAUUCAACAAAUAUUACAUAUCGGAACACAAAAACUUACUUGACCUUUGGCGAGAAAUAGGGUCUGUGAAGCGCACCUUCUCCGAGGUGAAACACCUGACCUCCCGCGACCUGACAGAACUGCGAGGUGACUUCGACCGUUAUUCUCAUCUCCUCUUGUCUGCCUGCCAGUCAGCUCACUCCAACAUGAGUAUCAUACCCACAGGAGAUAAGCAGGAUGAAUAUGUGGUUGCUAAUCCAUCAGAUUUGUGGGGUCGCAUCCAAGAAUGCGAGAGGUCACAGGUCCGUGCCGAAACGGAGAAGACCAACCUCAAGGAAAAAAUCAACGAACUUAAUUCGAGAAUAGCCGAACUCAACAAUGGUUUGAGGGACAAGGAAAGAACAAUAACUGAACUUAAUAAAAAAUUGGAUGAAGGCAUGUCAGAAGCGGAGAUUCAGGAGACACUGAGGGAGAAGGUGCGCACAUUAGAAGCAUAUAUGGUUGACAUUGCACAGACCGUCAUCAAGGAUUCUGAGCAGAGCACUGGUGAUGCAGAUGGCAAGACUCCUUCAGCUUUCAGAAUUGUACGAGAUUCAGACCAGGGUAUAGCACCAGAUUUACCUCAGAGUACUGUGUCUGCUGUACGAACAGCUCUCUCAAAUCGUCACAUUCAAAUUCACGAGCUACAGCUGAAGUUGACAUCAUCUAAAGAACAAUUGGCUGGUCUUCGUAAACAAUAUGAAGUUGCAGAGUCAGCGCAGCGAUCCCUUGAAGGAACCAUUCUUGAACUUCAUGAUGAAAUGGAAGCCCUCGGAAGACAAAAAGAAGAAAUAGCCAGAGAAAAAGAUAGACUCUGCGAGGAUUUGGAUGCAGUAACAGCUGAAAAAAGUACUUUAGAAAAGACUAAGCAAACUCUCAAAUCCCAGUUGGAGGCUGCUGAAGAAGAAACAGAGCGGCGAGCCCGUCAGGUAACAGAAUUGGAAAAGGAGAAGGCAGCUCUUGGUGAAGAACGCUCCUAUCUUAAUUCAAAACUGAUGAGAGAAAAAGAAGAGGUCCAGAAGCAUGUAAAUACCAUCACAAUUCUAAACACAGAGCUCUCCAGUGUUCAACAUCAGGUUACUAUAUUGUCUGAGUCAUUGGGAAAGGUACGUGCUGCUGAGGAGAAGUUAGAUCAGGAGAAAGAUGAAUUGCGAGACCAAAUACGAGCAAUGGAACGAUACCGCACUGAAUUGGAAGCAAAACUGGCUCACUCCCUACGUCAGGAGACUGACCUUAGGGAGGCCCUUGAGAAGGUUGAAUCUUACAGCAUCAACCUUGGCCAGGAUAAAUCUCAGCUGGUCUCCAAGAUCACAUCUCUUGAAACAGAGCGUGCAGCCUUGGGGACUGAAAGAGCAGAGUUACGUACAGAGAUUGAACGACUCAAGGAUGAUUUGGCUGUUUUAGAGGAAGAACGAUCUAGCCACGAGACUACUAUUAACACAUUGAAUGAAAAAAUUACACUUUUAUCAAUUGAUAAAGAAAAGAUUGAACUGGAGCUGAAUGACAUCAUCACAGAACGAAAUGAGUUACAUGGACAACUUACAGCUCUGGAACGUAUUAAGACUUCAUUGGAGAAUGAGCUUACCACCAUCACCAACAACUUAACUGAAAAAAUCAAGUUAAUUGAGAGGCUCAAUGGUGAAAAGGAAGGACUGACCAAAGAAAAUGCUGAAAUGGAGGUGAAACUGAAUGGGGCUGAGAAAGAACUAAGUGCCCUACGUGAAAACCUUACAACGCUGAAAGCGGAGAAACAGAGUCUUGAAAGUUUUGCAACAUCUUUAGAAAAGAAGUGGUCAAAUAACGAGGCUCGUCGCACUCAGCUAGAGAAGGAGAAUCAAAAUUUGACAUCUGAUAAGGAGAGGCUCAAUACCCAGAUGAACAAAUUACAACGGGAACUUGAGGCAGAGCUGGCUAAACUCAGAGAGUCACGAACAGCACUUGAGCGACGAUUGGAUGAGAAGGAAACUGAGCAUAAAAAGACACUUAUGAUGCUUCGCAACCAGUAUGAAGAAGCUUUGGAUGAUAUUAGAAAAGAAAAGAGUAACAUUCAACUGGAACUUGAAGACAAAUUGAAUUCGACCAUCCACUCCAUGAAAAUGGAGAGAGAUGAGCUUGAACUCAAGAAAGAUCAAGAAAUAUCAGCACUGAAGCGUUACUCUGAAAAGCUACAGCGAGAAAGAGAUGAUUCAACUUUGCGUUUUGAAGAGGAGAAACACCGCUCAAUGAUGCUGGCUCAGCAAGAAAUAUCAAGUCUGGAGGAAAAAGUUGCUGCAUUGCAGAGGGAUUUGUCUUCAUAUGAAACCCAACUGGAACAGCUUCGACGGGAUGGCACCUCCAAGGCUGAAGCUGGCAGGGCUAAUGAAGGAGCAUUACAUAACAAAAUUACUCAGCUAAAAGAAGAUUUACAUAACAGCAGCCAACACUUUGAAAAGCAGCUAAAGGAUGAAAAAGACACGUAUGAGCGUAGAAUACGAGAGCUCCAAGCACGAAUAGACGAAGCUCGCAGGGACCACGAAGUAGAAAUUACAUCCUUGAAGACUGACUUGAGAUUAGCCAGAGAAGAUGCGAAUCGGCUCCAGCAGGACCUGGAAGAUGCUGAAGGGAAGCUUAAAGAAGCGGAAGAUACAAGGGUUGCUCUUAAGAAAGAACUCAAUCGAGCAAAUGAGGAAAUGAGGUCUGCAGAAGAAAGGAGAUCUAAUGACUUACAGGCUCUGAUCAGGAAGGUUGAUGUCGAGAAAAAGGACUUGCAAAAGCGACUUGAUGAGAAGGAAUCCAAACUGAGUGCUUUAGAGGUCUCUGAAGCAAAGCAUGCCGACUUGAUAACGCGUAUGACAGCUCAGUUGCGUGAUUUGAAUACUGUUAAGCAAGAUGCACGAAGAGAAAUAAGUGAGCUCAAAAAGAAGCAACAGCUCUCGGAGACUGAAGCUGUGGGUCGUAGUCAGGAGUUGGAAAAUCUAAGACUUCGAUUGUCAUCAGAAGAAGACCGUCACAAUGAGUGCAGAAAGGAAGCUAACAAACUAAAAACUAAGGUUGGAGAGUAUGAACGAGAAAGAGACAAUCUCCAGACAGAGUUAGCGCUUUUAGAACGGAGGUUGACAGAACUUGAAGAUCAUCACGCAGCAAAAGAGCAAGAACUUGCCACCAGCCUUGAAGAAUCCAGAGCAAAUGAACGAAAACUCAAUGAUGAAAAGAAGAACCUUGAGAACUAUCUAAACAAUGCCAAUCAACAAAUCAGUGACCUAAAGGUCAAGCUGUCCCGUGAGGAAGGACACGUUGAGGCACUUGAACAGCAGCUGAAUACAUUAGACACGAAUCGUGAUCAGUUGGAGAGGAAGUUGCAGAAUGUUUAUGCUUCGCUGCGUACUGUGACACGCAUGUACCAGGACACCUCACCAUCUUCGCCUGCGCUACGGAGCAGGAAGGGCACCAAGAUUGGUUUCGAACUGUCUGGUAGCCAUAGUGAUUUACAAGCAUCCAUAGAAGCUCUUGGAUCCACUGAAAAAAUUAAUGUAGCAGAAAUUGACCCUGAAACAGUGCGCCAUGAAUUACGAGCUCUUAUGACACAGAUGAAUCAAGUGGAGUUAGAGAGGGAUGAUGCCAUGGCACAUGUUACUAGCCUUGAGAGACAAUUAUCAGAACUUCAAGAAGCUCACCAGAAAUCAGAAGCACGGCUAAGAGAUGUAACUCGGGCUUUGUCAGAGUUGGAAGAGAAGAAACGUUACAGUGAUGAUAAGCUCAAUAAGGCAGUGUCACAUGCUAGCCAGCAGGAUGAAGCUUUGCGUCGAAAGGAAAUCGAGAUCCGUUCCUUGAACGAAGAGCUAAAUAACACGAGGAGAAGGGUGACCGACCUUGAGCAUGAGAAAGGAACUCUUGAUGAUCGUGUGCAAAAGCUAAAGAAUGGUGUAAAUCGAAUUGAAAUGGAGAAUGCAGACAUCAAAGAAAAAUUAAGAGCCUCUGAGCAACGAGGUGCUCUUCUUGAUGAUUCCAAAUCAAGAUUAGAAGCUGAGCUUAGUACAACUAAAAAGACUGUUAGUGAAAAACAAAUGGAGAUUGAGAAUCUUCACUCUACAAAAGAUAAUGUGAACCGUACCAUUCGUGCACUUGAGGACCAAAACUUGACUCUCAAAAAUAAAGUCGAAGAUCUGAAGACUAGAAUGGCAGUAAUUUCUAACUCUGAGGCAGAAUUGAAGAACAAACUCUCAUCCAUCAACCGAUCUUUGAAGGAGUCAGUGUCAUCAUCUAGUAACAUGCAAGAAGAACUUAGCAGGUCUCAAAAUCAGUUAUCACGAAGUGAAGGUGAACGUCGUCAGUUGGAGGAGAAAGUUGCAGAUUUGCAGAGUGCAAUUGCAGAAUUGAAACGCCAGAAAGAACAGCUAUCAGAGUUCAAAACUAAAGCUCAGCAAGACCUCUCAAAUGCAGAGAUAAAGAAUGCUGAAUUAGAAAUGAGCUUGAAGUCUCUGAAAGGGAACCUUGGAGAGCGAUCAUCUGCAACAGAUGAGCUUGUCGCAAAGGUCUCCCGAUUAGAGCAGGAGAAGUUUGAACUCCAGAGUAAGCUUAACAAUCUGGAGAGGAAGUUGGCCCUAAGUGAAGCAGAAAAACGUGAUAUUGAAAAGACAGAAUAUAGGAUUGAGAAGGAUAAAACUGAUAUAAAGAAGAUAUUGGAAAAGUAUGAACAAGAUCGUCAUGAUCGUCCGGACCACCAUCGUUCCGACACAGUGAUUCUGAGUGGGUCUGAACAGUCUGUGCACGACUCUAAUAUCAGCGCUCUUCGUGUUGAGAACAUGGAGCUGCGCAGAAAGAUUGACGACCUAGAAACCUCAAGGACUGAUCUACAGCAGAAACAUUUGAAGGAGACUUUGGAGAUGAGCAGCGACCAUCGCCGAGAGAGACAGAUUGACAGUGAAAAGAUUCGUCGGCUGACUAACCAGUUGGAAGCCCUCAGACAAGAGAAGGAGCGUUGUGAACUGAGAAUUCAUUCGCUUGAACAACAGAUCGCCCAGUAUAGAGAUCAGAUAAGGGAGUACCGAAGUCGUAGUUCUGCUGUCGCAGCUGAUGUUCGAAGAGUACGCAUGUCUAUGACAGAAUCAUUACACAAUAUUGGCACACAUCCCAGAAUCUCAGCUGGCGUAGUUGAUUCUGAAAUUCAGAACCUAUCAAGUAGGCAAGCACGGUCGCCGAGGGCAACCAGGCAACGUCGUUAUGCGUCGGCAUCACCAGGGCGCAGGCCUGAUCAGAGGAAGACCUUAACCUUCACAUGAUCUCCUAAAUUUGUUUCAUAAUGAGACCUUUUUCCUAAAAUGGUUCGACCAUUUUUAUGUGACUUGUGUAACCGUUCAUUCUUGCGAGAUUUUGACCGUCUAACACUGUCAUAUGUUAGUCUGCUCUGAGUGGUUACAAAUUUCAAGAUUCAAGGCACAAAAGGAACAAUUUUGUGCAAUUUUUGAGAGUUGUAUUUUGAAGUUAUUACCUUGCUGACAAUGCAAGGUUUGGGCUUCUUAAUGAUGCCUUUGGGAGGUAGCUUUCAUUCUGCAAAAUUUUACUUCAUUGAUGAGUAAAGUUAUAGCAGCUUGAAGGUUAUCAUUGUUCAAGAAUACUGCCAUUACUAUAUUGUUACUUUUGAAGAAAUGUUGGGAACUGCUAUGAAACACUGCCAGAAUAUAGUCUACAGAAUAUAGUCAAACUGAGCUAGAUAUUGUAAAUAAAUACUGUACUUAGCAAAGGGGCUUAUUAAUGUUGUGGACUGGUGGUAUGGAAUGAUGCAGUAUGUUAUAGCCAGGAAACAAACUUGAAUGUUUUGGUACCUUUAGUACAGCACUAAGCUAGACAGGAGAAGGAAAGUCUGAUAUAUUUUGAAAAAGGAGUUCUUUUACUGUAGUAGCACUGCCUUAUAAAUAAUGUUUACAGUACAAAUAACAAAAUUACAUAAUUUCUCUUUCUAGUCAUGGCAUCAUUUUAAACUAACUUCAUGUAAACGUGAACAUUGAUUCAGGGAUCAAAAUACAAUACUUUGUCAUUCUUUAUUGGCUGUUGGAGAUUCUAGUCAGUUUGAUGAAUAUAUAAAAAUUAUGAUCAAAAUUUUGUAAACAUCUAAGCUGCAUGUUCCUAUAUGUUACAAAUUAAAUAUUAGCUUGUUGAGCACCGAGAACGUCCAUUAGAGGCCUUUAUUCUUUAGAAUUUAAAAAAAAUUGACUAAAAUUGUACAGAUGAAACAGUUCCCUCUUUUAUUUCUGUUUUAUACACUUGUUAUGUAUUUUUGUGGAGAUUCCAAUCCUCAUAGUACACUUAAUAUCAGGAGCAAAUAACAGUUGUGUUGUUGACAGAUAUAUUGGAUAGAUAUUUUAUUGUUCAUUCCAAGUUUUUAGAUGAAUGUUUUAAUAAAUAAUUUUAAUUCAUUGUACUGUAAAGUAGAGAAUACCACAAUUUAGUUAGCUCAGCUGCAUUUAUUCUUGUAGAAUUUUCUUGAAAGAUACUUUCCUGUUGGUCUACGUGUAGAUCAACAAGGGAAGUUUUAGAUGCAGAUCACAAAAUGUACAGCACAAAAUCACAUAAAAUUGGGACUUCACCUAUUCUUACUUGCAAGAAAGGCAAAUGACAGUCCCAUAUGAGUCAUUUUGGCCAUACACUACAAUCAUUCAUAACUUUUUUAAGCAUAGAGGCCAUUAUUACAUUAUUCAUUUUGUUUUUACCAUAAUCAUAUCAAGCUCUAUAGUCAGACAGUUUUGAUAUCAGUUCUUUUGUAUGAAACUAAACGGGAUCAAGAGACUGCCUCAGAAAUAUAUUUUACUUUUGGGUAACUGUCAUUUCUAUUCUCACUAAAACUUAGUGAAAAUUGCAUGUCAUGUAGACAUAGUUAAAAUGUAAAAUAUAUAAAAAAAAAAUA